Eutrema salsugineum is the source of this 1314-nucleotide messenger RNA. RefSeq lists its product as uncharacterized. The coding region runs from base 1 to 1314 and encodes 437 amino acids. The transcript has a single exon. Gene Ontology annotation, biological process: regulation of DNA-templated transcription. The record is from RefSeq and is a predicted model, not a curated record. Lineage: Eukaryota; Viridiplantae; Streptophyta; Magnoliopsida; Brassicales; Brassicaceae. Gene Ontology annotation, molecular function: DNA binding.
AUGUCAGGUAACCGCAAAGAAGACGGGGGGAUUUUCUUCAAUCCGAGUGAUAAAGAACUCAUAGAACAUUAUCUAGAUCACAAGUUGAAAGGUAUAAAGGGUGCAAACGACAUCAUAGUGGACAAGGACGUUUACGCCAAGGCACCAUGGUUGCUAGACCAUAACAACCAUCCUCUUUUCAUGACGGACGUGUGGUACUACUUCACGACAAGAACUCAAAUCUCCGAGAAGAAGAUCGGUCGUGGUAAGAACUCGAAGCGGAGGAUCACCGGCGGAGACAACGAUGGCUGUGGGAGUUGGAAGCCAAACACGACAGAAGAUAUCAUCGACAAAGAAACAAGGAAGAUCAUUGGGACAAAGAAAACCCUAACUUUUACUAAAAGCAAGAAAACUAAGAAGCAGCAAAAGACAGGAGAGGGUACUUCUUGUGCUAUUGUUCCGGGAAGCGACAGCAGCUGGAUUAUGACAGAGUAUAUGCUUCCCGAGGAAGCUAACAAGUUUCAAGAACUGGUCCUGUGCAAGAUUCACAAGAUUCCCAAGAUAAACAGGUCCAAGAAGAAGGACGAUCGUCAUAGGCCGAGAGAAGAAGGAGACGGGGGGGUUUUCUUCGAUCCGAGUGACAAAGAACUCCUAGAACACUAUCUAAAGCGCAAGUUGAAAGGUAAAAGUAAAACGCAUGAAAAAGACAUCAUAGUGGACAAGGACGUUUACGCCAAGGAACCAUGGUUGCUAGAUCACAACAACAAUCCUCUUUUCAUGACGAACGUGUGGUACUACUUCACGACAAGAACUCAAAUCUCCGAGAAGAAGAUCGGUUGUGGUAAGAACUCGAAGCGGAGGAUCACCGGAGACAAUGAUGGAGGUGGGAGUUGGAAGCCAAACGCGACAGAAAAUAUCAUCGACAAAGAAACAAGGAAGAUUAUCGGGACAAAGAAAACCCUAACUUUUACUAAAAGCAAGAACAAGAAGAAAAAGCAAAAGACAGGAGACGGUACUUCUUGUGCUAUUGUUCCAGGCAGCGACAGCAGCUGGAUUAUGACAGAGUAUAUGCUUCCCGAAGAUAAAAACAAGUUUCAACAACUGGUUCUGUGCAAGAUUCACAUGAUAAACAAGUUCGAGAAUAUGGACGAUCAUCAUGAGCCGAGUGAAGAAGGAAACAUGGCUCAUCAAGUUGAUGCACACGCAACGACCGGGACGGUUCCAGAGAGACCAUUAGAGAAGGAUGCACAAGCUGGAGCCACAAGCAAGUUUACAGAGGAUUGGUUUUUUUAUGUGAUGAAACAACCAACAAUAGAAGAUUGGAUGUUGGCUUGA